AUGCUCCACAUGAACAACACCAACAGCACGAUCGACCCGGUCGUGAAGGACACGGCCAGCCUCAAGCGGCGCUGGUUCGACGACGACGACGAGUGCGACGAGUCGCCGGCGCUCGCACUGCGCCACGACCUCGACGCCAUCACGCGCCUCAUGGCCAUGAUCACCGAGCUCGACAGCCUCCGGAAGCGGCGGCGCGAGUGCUAA
Messenger RNA from Saprolegnia parasitica CBS 223.65, 204 nucleotides. RefSeq lists its product as hypothetical. NCBI's taxonomy places the organism in Eukaryota, Oomycota, Saprolegniomycetes, Saprolegniales, Saprolegniaceae. The coding region runs from base 1 to 204 and encodes 67 amino acids. The record is from RefSeq and is a predicted model, not a curated record. The transcript is spliced from 2 exons.